AUGCGAUCCUCACUGUUCGCCGGCGCGCUGUCCGCGCUGGCUGCGCUGCUGCCCACCGCCUCGGCCGAGCGUCUCAUUGAGUCCAAGUCUCUGAACCCGUGCAUGGCCAACUCCAGCUUCUCGGCAACCCUCUUCAACGUCGUCUUCACCCCCGACAACAAGACGCUGUCUUUCAACAUCGUGGGAGUUUCGGAUAUCUCUGGAAAUGUCACUGCCGACCUGGAGGUCUUCGCCUAUGGCUUCCGCGCGUUGCAGAAGACCCUAGACCCGUGCGACAGCGCCGAUUUGAAGGGUCUCUGCCCGAUGAACACCGGCCAGAUCAACAUCAAGUCGAACCUUCCUCUUGAGGCCGACGCCAUCGAGAACGUUCCAAACAUCGCCUACACGGUUCCAGAUCUCGACGGCAAGGUCCAGAUUUACAUCAACGAUACUGAUACCGGCGUUCCGCUUGCCUGCGUUGAGGCCGAGCUGUCCAACGGAAAGACCGUCUACCAGAAGGGUGUUGGAUGGGCCACUGCGGUCAUUGCUGGUUCUGGUCUCGCGGCCUCUGCUAUCACGUCCGGACUUGGUCACUCCAACACUGCCGCCCAUGUCGCUUCCAACGCGCUCUCUCUUUUCGGCUAUUUCCAGGCCCAAGCUUACAUUGGCAUGACCGCCGUCGAGCUUCCCCCUAUUGUCGCAUCGUGGACUCAGAACUUCCAAUGGAGCAUGGGUAUUAUCCACGUUAGCUUCCUGCAAGAUAUGGCGACCUGGUAUCAGCGUGCAACUGGCGGAACUCCCUCGACCGUGCUUUCUAGCCUGGCAACCACUUCGGUCGACGUGCAGAAGCGAUCGCUUGAUGUUGUCAAGCGCCUUGCCAAGCGUACUCUGCAGGCGAGGAGCAACAACGAGGUCAACCAGGCCGAGACUACUAGCACUGUCACGGUCCACGGUAUCGAGAGAGUGGGUUUCCGCGCCAACAUCGAGCUGACCAACAUCUUCCUCACUGGAUAUGCUUUCUUCGUCAUCUUCGUCAUCCUCGUCGUCCUGGGAGUCACCAUCUUCAAGGGAAUCCUCGAACUUCUGGCCAAGAAUGGAAAGAUGUCUGGCACGAAGUUCCAGGAGUUCAGGAAUGGAUGGUUGACUGUCCUGAAGGGAAUUCUUUUCCGUAUCGUUCUGAUUGGUUUCCCGCAAAUGGUUGUGCUCUGCUUCUGGGAACUGACGGUCAAGGAUUCGGCUGCGGAAAUCGUUCUCGCCAUUUUCACGAUCGUCACCAUGGUUUGCAUUCUCGGAUGGGCGUCCUCCAAGGUCAUUCGCAUCGCGCAAAGAUCGAUCCAGAUGCACAAGAACCCAGCCUACAUUCUGUACUCGGAUCCGGUGUCGCUCAACAAAUGGGGCUUCCUCUACGUCCAGUUCAAGGCCACGGCUUACUACUUCAUCGUGCCUGUCCUGGCUUUCACUCUGGUCAAGGGAAUGUUCAUUGCCCUGGGACAGGGAAGCGGAACUACCCAGGCGGUCGCACUGGUCCUCCUUGAGGCCGGUAUGCUCAUUGCCGUCAGCAUUCUGCGCCCGUACAUGGACAAGAAGACCAACGCGUUCAACAUUGCCAUUUCGGCCAUCAACUUCAUCAGUUCUAUUUUCCUGCUGGUUUUCACGAGCAUUUUCAACCAGCCGGGUCUCGUUACUGGUGUCAUGGGUGUGAUCUUUUUCGUUUACAACGCCGUAUUCGCACUCGUUCUCCUCAUCAUGGUCCUCGGGUCCUCGUAUCUCGCGCUUACCUCUAAGAACCCCGACACCCGUUACCAGCCCAUGCGCGACGACAGGGGCUCGUUCAUCAAGUCUCAAACGCAACUGACGACGGAGCUUGACGCCUUGGGAGCGACUGCGCGCGGUGAAGGAAAGACGGGACCGUACAAGCGCACUGGCAUCGACGAUGAUGAGGAGUCGUUUUCGUCUGGUUCGCACUCGCAGCCGAAGGGCGCUGAGGCGGGUUACUACGGUGCUCCGCGCAGCCCUGUGGACCCAUCGGUACCGAUGUUCCCCGCCAACGGAGGAGACAACAGGACCGGCCCGCCGCCGUCGUACGCAUCGCCGAACGCGCCGGCCCGCACGGGCACCAUGGGUAGCGACCGGUUCAGGGCACAGAACAACGCCAGCCCAUGGCAGCGCGGUGCCGGAUACGACCAUUAA
Molecule: messenger RNA, 2169 nt
Organism: Lasiodiplodia theobromae
Lineage: Eukaryota; Fungi; Ascomycota; Dothideomycetes; Botryosphaeriales; Botryosphaeriaceae
Exons: 4
Coding region: 1-2169 (722 amino acids)
Biological process (GO): fungal-type cell wall biogenesis; transmembrane transport
Source: RefSeq, a predicted model, not a curated record